AUGGGGGUUGUUUCGACGUCUGCCUCGUUCCCCACCGCUUCCUCCCCUUCCUUGGCGUAUCUCUGCCCGGUGGUUGGUGCGUUGGUGCCUCCUAUGCCUGUGUCGAGUGCUGCGAGUGCAUGGAAGGGCGUCGAGUGUAACGCAGCCGGGGCAGUCGUGAAGAUCAAUCUCAAUCGCCAGGGCCUCAUCGGGACCGUCCAUUCGAGCAUCUCCAAAUUGACGGCACUCACAUACAUGGACCUCGGUUACAACCUCUUUCAGGCGCGACUCCUCACAUUCGUCUCUUCCCUCACUGCCUUGUCGUCCCUCAAAGACCUGUUCCUUCACUAUAACUGGUUCAUCGGCUCUAUCCCAUCGUCACUCCUUGCCCUACCAUCACUCACAGGCCUCAUGUGUGCAACGCCUGUGUGCAACGCGUGUGUGCAACGCGUGUUUUCAAGGAUAUCCGGCAAGGAUAUCCGGCAAGGAUAUCCGCCAAGGAUAUCCGCCAAGGAUAUCCGCCAAGGAUAUCCGCCAAGGAUAUCCGCCAAGGAUAUCCGCCAAGGAUAUCCGCCAAGGAUAUCCGGCAAGGAUAUCCGCGGCAAGGAUAUCCGCCAAGGAUAUCCGCCAAGGAUAUCCGCCAAGGAUAUCCGCCAAGGAUAUCCGCCAAGGAUAUCCGCCAAGGAUAUCCGCCAAGGAUAUCCGCCAAGGAUAUCCGCCAAGGAUAUCCGUUGCAAGGAUAUCCGCCAAGGAUAUCCGCCAAGGAUAUCCGCCAAGGAUAUCCGCCAAGGAUAUCCGGCAAGGAUAUCCGGCAAGGAUAUCCGCCAAGGAUAUCCGCCGAGGAUAUCCGCGGCAAGGAUAUCCGCCAAGGAUAUCCGCCAAGGAUAUCCGCCAAGGAUAUCCGCGGCAAGGAUAUCCGGCAAGGAUAUCCGCCAAGGAUAUCCACCAAGGAUAUGCGCCAAGGAUAUCCGUCAAGGAUCCGCGCCAAGGAUAUCCGCCAAGGAUAUCCGCCAAGGAUAUCCGCGGCAAGGAUAUCCGCCAAGGAUAUGCGCAAGGAUAUCCGCCAAGGAUAUCCGCCAAGGAUAUCCGCCAAGGAUAUCCGCCAAGGAUAUCCGUUGCAAGGAUAUCCGCCAAGGAUAUCCGCCAAGGAUAUCCGCCAAGGAUAUCCGCUCAAGGAUAUCCGUCAAGGAUAUCCGUGGCAAGGAUAUCCGCCAAAGAUAUCCGCCAAGGAUAUCCGCCAAGGAUAUACGCCAAGGAUAUCCGGCAAGGAUAUCCGGCAAGGAUAUCCGCCAAGGAUAUCCGCCAAGGAUAUCCGCUCAAGGAUAUCCGUCAAGGAUAUCCGUGGCAAGGAUAUCCGCCAAAGAUAUCCGGCAAGGAUAUCCGCCAAGGAUAUCCGCCAAGGAUAUCCGCCAAGGAUAUCCGGCAAGGAUAUACGCCAAGGAUAUCCGGCAAGGAUAUCCGCCAAGGAUAUCCGCCAAGGAUAUACGCCAAGGAAAUCCGCCAAGGAUAUCCGCCAAGGAUAUCCGCCAAGGAUAUCCGCCAAGGAUAUCCGCGGCAAGGAUAUCCGCCAAGGAUAUCCGCCAAGGAUAUCCGCCAAGGAUAUCCGCCAAGGAUAUCCGGCAAGGAUAUCCGGCAAGGAUAUCCGCCAAGGAUAUCCGCCGAGGAUAUCCGCGGCAAGGAUAUCCGCCAAGGAUAUGCGCAAGGAUAUCCGCCAAGGAUAUCCGCGGCAAGGAUAUCCGGCAAGGAUAUCCGCCAAGGAUAUCCACCAAGGAUAUGCGCCAAGGAUAUCCGUCAAGGAUCCGCGCCAAGGAUAUCCGCCAAGGAUAUCCGCCAAGGAUAUCCGCGGCAAGGAUAUCCGCCAAGGAUAUGCGCAAGGAUAUCCGCCAAGGAUAUCCGCCAAGGAUAUCCGCCAAGGAUAUCCGCCAAGGAUAUCCGUUGCAAGGAUAUCCGCCAAGGAUAUCCGCCAAGGAUAUCCGCUCAAGGAUAUCCGUCAAGGAUAUCCGUGGCAAGGAUAUCCGCCAAAGAUAUCCGCCAAGGAUAUCCGCCAAGGAUAUACGCCAAGGAUAUCCGGCAAGGAUAUCCGCCAAGGAUAUCCGCCAAGGAUAUCCGCCAAGGAUAUCCGCUCAAGGAUAUCCGUCAAGGAUAUCCGUGGCAAGGAUAUCCGCCAAAGAUAUCCGGCAAGGAUAUCCGCCAAGGAUAUCCGCCAAGGAUAUCCGCCAAGGAUAUCCGGCAAGGAUAUACGCCAAGGAUAUCCGGCAAGGAUAUCCGCCAAGGAUAUCCGCCAAGGAUAUACGCCAAGGAAAUCCGCCAAGGAUAUCCGCCAAGGAUAUCCGCCAAGGAUAUCCGCCAAGGAUAUCCGCGGCAAGGAUAUCCGCCAGUGAUAUCCGCCAAGGAUAUCCGCCAAGGAUAUCCGCCAAGGAUAUCCGCCAAGGAUAUCCGCCAAGGAUAUCCGCGGCAAGGAUAUCCGGCAAGGAUAUCCGCCAAGGAUAUCCGCCAAGGAUAUCCGCCAAGGAUAUCCGGCAAGGAUAUCCGGCAAGGAUAUCCGCCAAGGAUAUCCGCCGAGGAUAUCCGCGGCAAGGAUAUCCGCCAAGGAUAUGCGCAAGGAUAUCCGCCAAGGAUAUCCGCGGCAAGGAUAUCCGGCAAGGAUAUCCGCCAAGGAUAUCCACCAAGGAUAUGCGCCAAGGAUAUCCGUCAAGGAUCCGCGCCAAGGAUAUCCGCCAAGGAUAUCCGCCAAGGAUAUCCGCGGCAAGGAUAUCCGCCAAGGAUAUGCGCAAGGAUAUCCGCCAAGGAUAUCCGCCAAGGAUAUCCGCCAAGGAUAUCCGCCAAGGAUAUCCGUUGCAAGGAUAUCCGCCAAGGAUAUCCGCCAAGGAUAUCCGCCAAGGAUAUCCGCUCAAGGAUAUCCGUCAAGGAUAUCCGUGGCAAGGAUAUCCGCCAAAGAUAUCCGCCAAGGAUAUCCGCCAAGGAUAUCCGCCAAGGAUAUCCGCCAAGGAUAUCCGCCAAGGAUAUCCGCCAAGGAUAUCCGCCAAGGAUAUCCGCCAAGGAUAUCCGCUCAAGGAUAUCCGUCAAGGAUAUCCGUGGCAAGGAUAUCCGCCAAGGAUAUCCGGCAAGGAUAUCCGCCAAGGAUAUCCGCCAAGGAUAUCCGCCAAGGAUAUCCGGCAAGGAUAUACGCCAAGGAUAUCCGGCAAGGAUAUCCGCCAAGGAUAUCCGCCAAGGAUAUACGCCAAGGAAAUCCGCCAAGGAUAUCCGCCAAGGAUAUCCGCCAAGGAUAUCCGCCAAGGAUAUCCGCCAAGGAUAUCCGCCAAGGAUAUCCGCGGCAAGGAUAUCCGCCAAGGAUAUCCGCCAAGGAUAUCCGCCAAGGAUAUCCGCCAAGGAUAUCCGGCAAGGAUAUCCGGCAAGGAUAUCCGCCAAGGAUAUCCGCCAAGGAUAUCCGCGGCAAGGAUAACCGCCAAGGAUAUCCGCGGCAAGGAUAUCCAGCAAGGAUAUCCGUCAAGGAUAUCCGCCAAGGAUAUCCGCCAAGGAUAUCCGCCAAGGAUAUCCGCCAAGGAUAUCCGCCAAGGAUAUCCGCCAAGGAUAUCCGCCAAGGAUAUCCGCCAAGGAUAUCCGCCAAGGAUAUCCGCGGCAAGGAUAUCCGCCAAGGAUAUCCGCCAAGGAUAUCCGCGGCAAGGAUAUCCAUCAAGGAUAUCCGCCAAGGAUAUCCGCCAAGGAUAUCCGGCAAGGAUAUCCGCCAAAGAUAUCCGCGGCAAGGAUAUCCGCCAAAGAUAUCCGCGGCAAGGAUAUCCGCCAAGGAUAUCCGCCAAGGAUAUCCGCCAAGGAUAUCCGUUGCAAGGAUAUCCGCCAAGGAUAUCCGCCAAGGAUAUCCGCCAAGGAUAUCCGGCAAGGAUAUCCGGCAAGGAUAUCCGCCAAGGAUAUCCGCCAAGGAUAUCCGCGGCAAGGAUAUCCGCGGCGGCAAGGAUAUCCGCCAAGGAUAUCCGCGGCAAGGAUAUCCGCCACGGAUAUCCAUCAAGGAUAUCCGCCAAGGAUAUCCGCCAAGGAUAUCCGGCAAGGAUAUCCGCCAAGGAUAUCCGCCAAGGAUAUCCGCCAAGUAUAUCCGCAAGGAUAUCCGCCAAGGAUAUCCGCCAAGGAUAUCCGCCAAGGAUAUCCGCCAAGGAUAUCCGCGGCAAGGAUAUCCGCCACGGAUAUCCGCGGCAAGGAUAUCCGGCAAGGAUAUCCGCGGCAAGGAUAUCCGCCAAGGAUAUCCGCCAAGGAUAUCCGGCAAGGAUAUCCGGCAAGGAUAUCCGCCAAGGAUAUCCGCCAAGGAUAUCCGGCAAGGAUAUCCGCCAAGGAUAUCCGGCAAGGAUAUCCGCCAAGGAUAUCCGCCAACGCCGCGUGUGUGUGCAGCGCGUGUGUGUGCAGUGCGUGUGUGUGCAGCGCGUGUGUGUGCAGCGCGUGUGUGUGCAGCGCGUGUGUGUGCAGCGCGUGUGUGUGCAGCGCGUGUGUGUGCAGCGCGUGUGUGUGCAGCGCGUGUGUGUGCAACGCGUGUGUGUGCAACGCGUGUGUGUGCAACGCGUGUGUGUGCAGCGCGUGUGUGUGCAGCGCGUGUGUGUGCAGCGCGUGUGUGUGCAGCGCGUGUGUGUGCAGCGCGUGUGUGUGCAGCGCGUGUGUGUGCAGCGCGUGUGUGUGCAGCGCGUGUGUGUGCAACGCGUGUGUGUGCAACGCGUGUGUGUGCAACGCGUGUGUGUGCAGCGCGUGUGUGUGCAGCGCGUGUGUGUGCAGCGCGUGUGUGUGCAGCGCGUGUGUGUGCAGCGCGUGUGUGUGCAACGCGUGUGUGUGCAGCGCGUGUGUGUGCAGCGCGUGUGUGUGCAGCGCGUGUGUGUGCAGCGCGUGUGUGUGCAGCGCGUGUGUGUGCAGCGCGUGUGUGUGCAGCGCGUGUGUGUGCAGCGCGUGUGUGUGCAGCGCGUGUGUGUGCAGCGCGUGUGUGUGCAACGCGUGUGUGUGCAACGCGUGUGUGUGCAACGCGUGUGUGUGCAGCGCGUGUGUGUGCAGCGCGUGUGUGUGCAGCGCGUGUGUGUGCAGCGCGUGUGUGUGCAGCGCGUGUGUGUGCAGCGCGUGUGUGUGCAGCGCGUGUGUGUGCAGCGCGUGUGUGUGCAGCGCGUGUGUGUGCAGCGCGUGUGUGUGCAACGCGUGUGUGUGCAACGCGUGUGUGUGCAACGCGUGUGUGUGCAGCGCGUGUGUGUGCAGUGCGUGUGUGUGCAGCGCGUGUGUGUGCAGCGCGUGUGUGUGCAGCGCGUGUGUGUGCAGCGCGUGUGUGUGCAGCGCGUGUGUGUGCAGCGCGUGUGUGUGCAGCGCGUGUGUGUGCAGCGCGUGUGUGUGCAGCGCGUGUGUGUGCAGCGCGUGUGUGUGCAACGCGUGUGUGUGCAACGCGUGUGUGUGCAGUGCGUGUGUGUGCAGUGCGUGUGUGUGCAGCGCGUGUGUGUGCAGCGCGUGUGUGUGCAGCGCGUGUGUGUGCAGCGCGUGUGUGUGCAGCGCGUGUGUGUGCAGCGCGUGUGUGUGCAGCGCGUGUGCAGCGUGUGUGAUCACUCUCACCCCUUUCUCGUCGCGAGCCUCCAUGCCAACCUCUUCUGGACGCCACUCAGAAGCAUAGUCUCCCCCCUCUCCACCCUCACCAACCUCAAGACUCUUCAGCUGCAGUACAACUGGCUCUACGGGUCCAUUCCAUCUGUCCUUCUCUCACUACCUCGCCUCACAAGGCUGAAUCUGAACUUCAACUGUCUGACCGGCACUCUUCCAGCCAUCUCCACUUCUUUGGCUUACCUGUCCUUCGAGCAAAGUUAUAUCUACGGAACCCGGUUUCUGGGAUCGCGAGUUCCCAAAAAGGCUGUUAAGGCCGUGCAGGUGAAGGGGAACUGGAAGGCUGGUGCUGCGCGUGCCACUGCUACUGCCGAUCCUUCAACAUCCACCUACGUCGUGCCGGAUCUCUCGCGCGAUGAGGCGCUGAUGCUGUACGAAGACAUGGUGCUGGGACGCACCUUCGAGGACAUGUGCGCUCAGAUGUAUUACCGCGGGAAGAUGUUCGGCUUCGUUCACCUGUACAACGGUCAAGAGGCCGUCUCUUCCGGUGUCAUCAAAUACCUGCGAAAGGACGACUAUGUUACCAGCACAUACCGUGACCACGUGCACGCGCUGAGCAAGGGCGUGCCAGCACGCGAGGUGAUGGCUGAGCUGUACGGCAAGACGACGGGGUGCAGUCGCGGGCAGGGCGGCUCCAUGCACAUGUUCUCCAAGGAGCAGGGCCUGCUCGGCGGCUUCGCCUUCAUCGGCGAGGGCAUUCCCGUCGCCGUCGGCGCUGCUUUCGCCGUGAAGUACAACAAGGAGGUGCUCAAGCAAGACGCGGACCAGGUUUCAGUGGCCUUCUUCGGCGACGGCACGUGCAACAACGGCUCCUUCUACGAGUGCCUCAACAUGGCUGCGCUCUGGAAGCUUCCAGUCAUCUUCGUGGUGGAGAACAACCUGUGGGCCAUCGGCAUGAGCCACCUGCGCUCCACGUCAGAUCCCGCCAUCUGGAAGAAGGGCCCCGCGUUCGGCAUGCCCGGAGUCCACGUGGACGGCAUGGAUGUGCUCAAGGUGCGCGAGGUCGCGCUGGAGGCCAUUGAGCGCGCCAGGCGGGGCGACGGCCCGACGCUCAUCGAGUGCGAGACGUACCGCUUCCGCGGUCACUCCCUGGCCGACCCCGAUGAGCUUCGCUCCCCUGAGGAGAAGGCCAAGUACGCCGCGCGCGACCCCAUCAUCGCGCUGAAGAAGCACAUCCUGGAGGCGGGGCUCGCCUCCGAUGCCGAACUCAAGGCAAUUGAGAAGAAGAUUGAUGAUGUUGUGGAGGAUGCUGUUGAGUUUGCUGAUGAGAGCCCGCUGCCAGAGCGCCACCAGCUGCUGGAGAAUGUGUUUGCUGACCCGAGGGGCUUCGGAAUUGGAAUUGAUGGCACCUACAAGUGCGAGAACCCAGACUUCACUGCAGGCACUGCCCAGGUGUAG
This is a messenger RNA of Closterium sp. Yama58-4, 6984 nucleotides long. The record is from the annotation of a GenBank genome assembly. Lineage: Eukaryota; Viridiplantae; Streptophyta; Zygnematophyceae; Desmidiales; Closteriaceae.